GAAAGAGGCGUUCCGGGCGUGCAAUCGCGGGCAGCGUUUCUUCCUUCCUGAGCAGUGGUGUGGAGUCCAGGUCCGGCGGACGGAGGGCGGAGGACAGGCGUUUCCUCCCGCGUGACGAGCGCGGGGCCUCUCUUCGCUUCCCUCUUCCGAGGCCCGGAGUGCGGGCUCCGGUCCAUCUCCGCUAGGCGCUCGGCGGGCAGGGGGCGGGACUGGCUCGGGAUUGGCUGCCGCCGUCCGACCCCUCUCGCCGCCCGCCAGUCGUUGUCGCUCGCAGGCGCCUGCGCAAUGGGCCGGCCGUGGGGGGCGGGAAGCGCUUCGCGGCACCGGAGCCCAUGUCGGCCCUGAGGCGCUCGGGCUACGGCCCCAGUGACGGCCCUUCGUACGGCCGCUACUAUGCGCCCGGCGGAGGCGAUGUCCCGGUGCACGUCCCUCCGCCCUUGUACCCUCCGCUUCGGCCCGAGCCACCCCAGCCUCCAGUUUCCUGGCGAGGGCGCGGGGGCGCCCCGGCCGAGACCACCUGGCCCGGAGAAGGCGCAGGUGGCGAUGCCUACUACCCCUCGGGAGGCGCCUGGGCAGAGGCGAGUAGAGCCGGAGGCGGACACCAGGAACAGUCACCGUAUCCUGGCUAUAAUUCUAACUACUGGAAUUCUGUACGACCGAGGGCCCCAUAUCCAAGUGCAUAUCCAGGAAGACCAGAGUUACAAGGCCAGAGUUUGAAUUCUUACACAAAUGGAGCAUAUGGUUCACCAUACCCUCCUGGUCCUGGACCAAAUACGGCCUCAUACUCUGGAGCUUAUUAUGUACCUGGCUAUACUCAAAGCAGUUACUCUACAGAAGUUCCAAGCACUUACCGAUCCCCUGGUAACAGCCCAACCCCAGUCUCUCGUUGGAUAUAUUCCCAGCAGGACUGUCAGACAGAAGCACCUCCACUCAGGGGUCAGGUUCCAGGAUAUCCUGCUUCACAGAACCCUGCAAUGACCUUGCCCCAUUAUCCCUAUGGGGAUGGUAACCGCACUGUGCCACAGUCAGGAGCAACUGUACGACCACAAGAUGACGCAUGGGCUUCUGGUGCUUAUGGGAUGGGGGCCCGUUACCCCUGGCCUUCAGCUGCACCCUCAGCCCCACCUGGGAAUCUGUACAUGACGGAAAGUGCUUCCCCCUGGCCUGCCAACAGUUCUCCUCAGCCACCUCCUUCACCACCACCCCAACAACCUAAGGAUUCCUCCUACUCCUAUGACCAGUCGGGUCCAGGCAUGAACCGGCACAGCUUUCCUUGCAGUGUCCAUCAGUAUGAAUCUUCGGGGGCCAUGAACAAUGAUAAUUCAGACCUUUUGGAUUCUCAAGUUCAGUAUAGUGCUGAACCUCAGUUGUAUGGUAAUGCCGCCAGUGACCAUCCCAGCAAUCCUGUUCAGAGUAAUAAUCUCCCUGAAGAGUGUUUCUCUUCAGAUGAAGGCACUCCUCCAAGUAUUAAAAAAAUCAUACAUGUGCUGGAGAAGGUCCAGUAUCUUGAGCAAGAAGUAGAAGAGUUUGUGGGGAAAAAAACAGACAAAGCUUACUGGCUUCUGGAAGAAAUGCUGACAAAGGAACUUUUAGAACUGGAUUCUGUUGAGACUGGGGGCCAGGACUCUGUCCGUCAGGCCAGGAAAGAGGCUGUCUGUAAGAUCCAGGCCAUACUGGAGAAAUUAGAGAAAAAGGGAUUAUGAAAUAAUUUGGAAUGAAGGGUUAACCUGUUACUAAUUUGGCCAAAGAACUCUUGGAUUUGGUUAGUUACCAUCUUUUAAAUGCCUGUUGUGACAAGAAACAACACAGUCCAGCUUCUGACUUCAAACUGAAGGAAAAGAAAUUGAAAAGCUGAAUGGAAGAACACAUUACGGGAUUCUUUUUCGUUUUCAGAUGACUGAACAUAAUACGAAACUGGAAUUGUCAAUAUUGCCAAGUAGACCUACUCCUUAAGAAAUCCAUGGGCAUCUCUAGGAGGGAAAUAGACUUUAUGUAACAGGUUAUCAGUGCAUAGUCUGAGACAAGCAGGCUGUUUUGUAAGCAUCCAGACUGUCACAUUUUUGUGCAUUGUGACUGCAUAUACUUCAUGUGUAAAUUAUAGCUUAGACUCUUGGACCUCUGUUUUAUUAUCUGCAGUUCGAAAAUGUAAUAUUCUACUUGGUACAUUUUGUAGUAAUAUGUUUAAUAAUCAAAUACUGGCAGCCAGAUAGAUGGGCAGUUCUGAUCUAAUUCAUAUCCUUUCAGCCUUGAAUAUAUUGCAGUGUGUAGUGGGCUCCUGAAGUCAAUCACUUAUCUCCUUGUGUAGCAUGUUAUUUUAGUGCUCUUCCCACUUCUGCUUUUCACAGUAGUCAUAGAAUCACUAUGUUUGUGAAUAUUUUACUUCUUUGCUUUUUUGUUAUAUUUGGAUAAAGAUCCAGUUUUGAAAUUAUUUUUUUUAAGAAAAAUAUCUUUGGCUAUUGCUGCUUCUAUAGAGAGCCUUAUAAUAGAAACAUGAAGCCUAAAUGCUACAAUUAGUAUAAAUAGCGACUGCAAAAAGCAACAAAUAUGAUUAUUUAAUAAUACUGUUCUUCAUUUAAUAGUUUCUGUUAAACAGAUUUGAGCUCCGUUUAUAGCUGAUAGAAGGAAAAGGAGAUUCAUGCUCAGGGAAUGAGUCAGCCAUAGCUAAAGUAGAAAACUCAUCGUUUUCUUUAAAUUUGGUCUUUAUUUCAUAGAAUAAAUUACAUAGAAUUACCUGUUUCAUAAGAAAGCUGUUAUAACAGUCCAUUUGGAACCAAGUUUAAGAAAGGGCCUUUCUUGUUUUUCCAUAUAUGUUGUUAUUAUACAGAGACAGGUAAAUAAUUUACCUUUUAAAUCUAAAGUGAGUCUAGCAUUCAGUAUCUGCUUUUGCAACAAAAGCAGUUUCUUAGUAAAAUAUCAAAGUGAUACUUGUUUUCUAGACUAGCAAGCCUUUAUAUUAGUGAUACUAAACCUAUAGCCAUCCCUUCUACUCACAUGGAACCAAAUCAAUGCCAAUGUGUCAUGAGUAGAAACGUAGUCGAAAAUACUGUAUGGAGGCUGGGGACGUGGCUGAGUUCAUAGAGUGUUUGCCUAACGUACAUGAAGCCCAGGGUUAGAUUCACAGUAUUGCAUGAACCAGGCAUAGUGGUACAUACCUGUCUCAGCACUGGGAGGUGGAGGCAAGAAGAUUACAAGCUUAAGAUUAUCCUCAGCUACAUCAUGAAUUCAAGGCCACCCUGAGCCACACGAGAUCAUCAUGUCUCAAUAACUAAAAGGACAAGUGAUUCAAGAUUUGAUGAUUUUAUCCAAGAGUCUGUUUUUAAAACAUUUUAUUAGUAUAUGAAUUUGAUUUGGUGUUAUACAUUUUUAAUCAAGACAGAGGUAGGUAGAUCUCUUGAGUUCAAGGUCAACCUCGUCUACAGAGAGUUCCUGACCAGUCAGGGCUCCAUAGUGAGAGACACGUGCUACCUACUUAUCCACCUAUCCUACCUACCUACCUAUGCUACCCAUCUGUCCUAUCUACCUACCUACUUAUCUUACCUAUCUAUCCUAUCUACCUAACUAUCCUACAUACCCACCUAACUAUCUAUGGGAUGUGUGUGUGCUCACUUGUGAGUUUUAUAUCUACAAGUUUUGUUUUAGAACAGUGUCAUGCCGGUUGACCUUAAACUAGAAGUCCUGAUGCUCCUGCCUCACCUUCCAUUACAGGUGCGUGCCUGGUUUCUGUGGUGCUGAGGAUCAGAGUCAGAGCUAUAUGUAUGUUAGGCAAGCACUGUACUGAUCUUGAGCUAUGGCCCUGAUUCUCUUCCUUUUGGCCUAAUAUAGAAAUGCUUUUAAAGGGUCCCUAAACUGGACGUGGCGGCACGCGCUUGUAACCCCAGCAUUGUGAGGCGCGUCUGUGGAUCUCCGAUUCUGAGACCGUCUUGGUUUACAGUGAGUGCCAGGCUAGCCGGUAGUGAAGCCUGACUACCCCCAAACAUCUUCUAUAAAAAUACGACAAUUGCAUUCAAAAGUUUAAGAGGAGAAACCUUAAAGCUGUGUUGCCAACAAGACAGUGACUGAUUCAGAACACAUUACACUGCCCAAGAUGCCAAUUUCCGCACAUCCUUCAUUUUUACAUAUUGUACACAUUAUACACAAAUGUACAUAUAUGUGUAUAUAUCUUAAGUUAUUUUUUGAACUAGUAACAUGAUUUUAAACUUACAGAAGAGCUGUAAACAUAGCAGUGCUCCCCUGUGCCCUCCGUCUGCCUUUCCCUUGUUUCGACAUCUUACCUAACUAAACUAAAGCAUUUGUCGAAAUUAAGAGUUCAUCUUUUAUAGUGCUAUUAAUAUUAGCUACAAUAGCAAGCUAAAAGUGGAUAUUUUAUUAAUCUUUUUAUUCGCAUCUGUUUUAACCGUUCCGGAUCCCAUCUCGCAUUUCGUUGUGUCUCAGUUGUCUUCACUCCGUGGCGCUGUGUCGUAAGGAUAGCUGGUGUCGUCCUGUGUUUCCAGUGUGCUUCCCUCUGAGCACUCUGCUGAGGUGGUGUCUCUAGGAUGCUCUACUGUAAGCUUACCCUGCUUUCCUUUGUAAUUACUGAGUAUUUGCUAGAGAUACUUUGAGACUAUGCAAAUGUCCUGUUUCUGCUUAGAGUUUGCCUCUCCUACUAUCUCCUGGCAGAUCUUGCUUGUGGCAUUUACUACUGUGGUGUUCAAAUGGUGAUUUUUCUAUUUGUUUCAUUUCUUCUAUAUUUAAUAAUUGGAAUUCUUCUGGAAGGAGGAACUGUGGAUUCUGGAUUUAUAUUUUUAAUUAUAUCAAGAUAUUCAGGAUAGGUACAAACUCAGAACUUAAAAGAUAUAAAUCGUGUUAAUUGACUCCAAAUGGCCAGUAUCAAAGAAAAAAAGCAUUGUUGGUGACUUGUCUUUGGAAAUAUAAUGAAUUUAAGAUGAAAAUAGUAUUUAUGAUUUGUAAAAUUUAUCUGACUUUUGACUUAAAAUUGAUUUGAAACUGAAACAGUUUUCUUUUGAAAUUUUACAUCUAGACUUUUUUAAGGUGUCUAAAUUUAUAUUACUUUGGGGGUCAUUUUUGUCAAAUCUUGAAUAAAGUUACCUACACCUGGCAUGAUAAA
Messenger RNA from Arvicola amphibius (Eurasian water vole), 5104 nucleotides. It is a transcript of the gene Bag4, whose product is annotated as BAG cochaperone 4. Gene Ontology annotation, biological process: protein stabilization. The record is from RefSeq and is a predicted model, not a curated record. NCBI's taxonomy places the organism in Eukaryota, Metazoa, Chordata, Mammalia, Rodentia, Cricetidae. Gene Ontology annotation, molecular function: adenyl-nucleotide exchange factor activity; protein-folding chaperone binding. Gene Ontology annotation, cellular component: nucleus; membrane; cytoplasm. The transcript is spliced from 5 exons. Bases 333 to 1703 code for a protein of 456 amino acids.